AACAUGCAACUAAAUAGACAAGAACUGAUUUAAGAUUUAAAAAAUUUAUGCAGAAGAAUAUUUAAUAACUAUUUUUGAAAAUUUAGUAAAAGUUUGUAACAUUUGGAAGGUUUUUGUUGGGAUCAAAUUUUUGUGAAAGAAGCUUUCACUUCUGAUGCAAUAAAUAACUGUUUUAAUAAUGGCAAAGGAUGGUGAUGAAGAAAAGAAAGGUUCAUGUACACCUCACACAAAAUUUCUUUGUUCAUUGGAAGGAAUUUUGAAGAUAAUUGAAUUUUUUACGGUCUUAAUCGCAUGGGCUAUUUGUGCACGCAUCUACGACACAACAGAUGAUAUUCAUAAAUCAUCACGAUACAUCUUCUUUCUUAUUGUUGGUAUUAUUUGUUGGGUUUUCACCAUAUUUGUUAUUCUCUUCAAUUUAUUUGGUUGUUUCAAUAAAUGCAUCUUUGGUAGACUGAUGCGAACUUAUGGCUGGUUCUUCUUUUUGCUGGCCUAUUCCUUGAGUUGGUUUUUUUUCUGGUUGUCUGGAGGAUUCAUGUUGGCAUGGCAUUAUUGGUUUCGUGGUGGAAAUGCAGCAGUUGCAUUUUUUAGUUUUAUCAACACGAUCCUAUUCCUCAUCGAUAGUGUUAUGUAUUAUCGUAUCUGCAGAAAAUAUCGUGUCAUAAUUCGAAAAAAUAAUCGAGGCUUGCUUGAUGCUGAAAAUGUUUAGUACGUAAUGUAAUUUUUUUGUAUGUCUUUUUUAAGAAUUUGUGGCAUUUUAAUUAGUAUUUUACUUUUUCUUAAUCCUCCCUAAAUAAAUAAGACACCUUUCGAAUUGAAUUUCGAAUUUCGGGUGGAUGGUUCUAGAUUUGCUACGAUGCAUUGCAAGGUGUGGGGAUGGGGUUGUUAAAAAAUGACUUUUUACAAUUUUAGUGUAACGUAAUUAUUGAAUGGCCCCUUUCUCCGUAAUUUUUUUUCAACUUAAAUCUUAGUUGUAAAGAUACAACUUUUCCUUUUUUUAUGACGUCAUGCGUAACAUAUUUUGUAGCUAUAUUGUAAUUGUUUGUUUGUUUUUUCUAAGUUAUUUAUAGUUACUGAUUUUUUGUAAAUAUGUUAUUAGAACGUAGUCUUUUUGUUCUACUCAGAUUUAAACUUUUAAGUGUAAAUCGGAAUUGAAUUUCUUUGUGGAUACUUUUUGAGUUACAAUCCCUUUUUUAAACGAGUCACUGUUAUAUAUAGGGUAUUUCGUAUUUUCUCCCUAUUACGUCUUGGCGUGAUUUUCUAGCUCAGCUCUAGCUCUAGUUGAGGACUGGGAAUGAAUUUAAAGAGAACUUGGAAAUGCUUAGCUGAUUUUUUAAAUAAUGCCUUAUUUGAAAGUUCGCUUUUGAAACUGUUCUAGAUUGGGCGCUAAUUAGAUAGGGAUUUGAAACGGGCUGGACAAAAAAAUACUGUGUACGCGAUCAAGCGUAUUUGAUAAAAGGUUUACGACAAGCAGGAAUUUUUCACCUCAAAAAUUUGGAUAAUCGAGACAUUUGAACACAGAUACUGUAGUUACUUAUUUAUUUAUUUAUAUUUGUUUGUUUAUUUGUCUCCACGAUCAUUGUUAAUUUAAUAAAAGCUGAAUGAUGGUGCACAA
Messenger RNA from Hydractinia symbiolongicarpus, 1612 nucleotides. RefSeq lists its product as uncharacterized. The coding region runs from base 179 to 706 and encodes 175 amino acids. Gene Ontology annotation, cellular component: membrane. The transcript has 5 exons. The record is from RefSeq and is a predicted model, not a curated record. NCBI's taxonomy places the organism in Eukaryota, Metazoa, Cnidaria, Hydrozoa, Anthoathecata, Hydractiniidae.